AUGGACAUACGAAGGUUAUUCUACUGCAUGUACCGUACUCCAAAAUUUGCUGAAAAGCGCCUUGGAUCCCGUGCGACCGUGGUUUGCGUAGAAGAGGCACAUUGGGAUCUGGGGAGGCGUCGCCUCACAGUUCAUGGCAGGAACCAGACGGGUCAGAGCCUGCUCAGAAUCGACGAGGUUUGCUGUUACACCGAGGUGGAGCCUGGGCGGACCCUGUACACACAAUCGGCGACUGUCAGGUACAGGAAGGGCCUCCUGAGCGGUUUGCUGAUGCCAAUGGUUUGUGAGAUCCUUGCUGGUGUUUGCCAAAGGAAUGCGCAGAAGGGCCUGGCUGCUAUGGUGGCAG
Messenger RNA from Symbiodinium necroappetens, 346 nucleotides. NCBI's taxonomy places the organism in Eukaryota, Dinophyceae, Suessiales, Symbiodiniaceae. The record is from the annotation of a GenBank genome assembly.